AUGGCUGUUCGAUCCGCUUUCGACCCCAAGGACAUGGUCUUUCGACACCUAGGUCCAACUGGUUUGAAAGUGUCUGUUCUCUCGCUCGGUGGUUGGUUGACCUACGGAGGGACUCAGAAGGGAAACAUCGUGAAGGAAUGCAUGCAAACCGCCUGGGACCAUGGCAUCAACUUCUUCGACACUGCUGAGGUCUACGCCAAUGGCCAGUCCGAGAUUGAAAUGGGCAACGCGCUGAAGGAGCUCAACUGGCCUCGUGAUGAAUACGUCCUGUCCACCAAGAUCUUCUUCGGCACUGGUCGCAAGGAGCCCAACACUCGUGGUCUUUCCCGGAAGCACGUUGUCGAAGGGCUCAAGUCGUCCCUAGAGCGUCUCCAACAACCCUAUGUCGACAUUGUCCUGGCUCAUCGUCCGGAUUACGCCACGCCGAUGAAGGAGAUCGUCGAAGGCUUCACCCAGGUCAUCUGCAACCUCAACCUCGCGUACUACUGGGGAACCUCUGAGUGGUCGGCGGCCCAGAUCACCGAGGCCACCCUCAUCGCGGAGAAGUACAAUCUGAUUGCUCCGAUUGCCGAACAGCCACAGUACAACGCCUUCCAUCGUGAGCGCUUCGAGGUCGAAUACGCCCCACUGUUCAAAGAGUACAAGUAUGGUACGACCAUCUGGUCUCCGCUUGCUUCUGGUCUCUUGACCGGCAAGUACAAUGACGGCAUUCCCAAGGGAUCGCGAUUUGAUAACCACAAAGACUUCUUCGGCAGCACGAUCGAGGCCCUCCAGAAACCCGAGGGCCAGGCCAAGAUCGAGAAGGUCAAGAAACUCACCAAGAUUGCCGAGCGUCUGGGUGGGAACAUGUCGCAACUCGCGCUCGCGUGGGCCGCAAAGAACGAGAACGUCAGCACUGUCAUCCUGGGUGCGACAAAGGUGGAACAGAUCAUCGACAACUGCAAGGCCAUCAAGCUGUUGGAGAAGCUCGACGACAAGACCAUGCAGGAGAUUGAAGAGAUCCUUGACAACAAGCCCUCUCCGCCAGCUAACUUUGGACGGUCGAGAUAG
Molecule: messenger RNA, 1050 nt
Organism: Exophiala spinifera
Lineage: Eukaryota; Fungi; Ascomycota; Eurotiomycetes; Chaetothyriales; Herpotrichiellaceae
Exons: 5
Coding region: 1-1050 (349 amino acids)
Source: RefSeq, a predicted model, not a curated record